Molecule: messenger RNA, 693 nt
Organism: Paramecium tetraurelia
Lineage: Eukaryota; Ciliophora; Oligohymenophorea; Peniculida; Parameciidae
Exons: 2
Source: RefSeq, a predicted model, not a curated record
AUGGUAUUAAACAUAUCAUUUAUAAUACAUUAUAACAUUGUAAGAUCAAUUGGAGCAUUUAAAUUUUUCUACAAAGGAGAAUAAAAGAAAAAAAGUAAAAUUAUGUUAUCAAUACCUCGAAAAUUUAGCCAUUACUAUGCAAAGUUUUACCAAGAAUCAGUAAAAACUUAAAAGUAGAGUUAGUUAUACUAAAUUGAUGAUUCAAAAAAAAAAAGAGGGUUGACGGAAAUGCAAAAAAUCAAAAUUAGUGCAGCUUUGUUACUCUCGAUAUUUAAUUAAUGUUUUUAGUUAUAGAUCAGAUGGAUUAAAAGAACCCAAAAAAUGGAGAUAAAGAAGACUGAAGCCAAUAAUCGAAAUAAAUAAAAAUGUAUAAAUCGACAAAUUUAGAAUCAUAAAUUCCCUCAUACUUAGUCAUCUGGUUAUUUAAUAUACAGAAUAAUUUUAAAUUAGACUAAUUCAGUCAGUUUUCCCUUCGAAGUAGCAACUAUAGGGAAUUAAAAGAAAAAUUCAAAGAUUAGAGGACAAAAUAUAAACAGCCUUCCCAGUCAAAAUAGAAUUUAAUUCAAAUCAUUUUAAGGAAUAAAAGAACUAUAUUCAUUAUAAAUAUUCAAUAUUCAUAAAACCAAAUUAACAAUAAUAUCAUAGCGAAAUGAGCCAAGUGAAGAUUAGCCAUUCAAGUUUUCAUAAGUAUGA